Molecule: messenger RNA, 4081 nt
Organism: Micropterus dolomieu (smallmouth bass)
Lineage: Eukaryota; Metazoa; Chordata; Actinopteri; Centrarchiformes; Centrarchidae
Gene: bckdk
Product: branched chain ketoacid dehydrogenase kinase
Exons: 11
Coding region: 168-1454 (428 amino acids)
Biological process (GO): protein phosphorylation; regulation of glucose metabolic process
Cellular component (GO): mitochondrion
Molecular function (GO): pyruvate dehydrogenase (acetyl-transferring) kinase activity
Source: RefSeq, a predicted model, not a curated record
CGAAUGGCCAAUGCUUACAAAGCCCUUUCUGGACCCUCUCUACUGUACUCAGAUACAUGCCUUUGUGCUACAGUACGACGCGACACUGAUGGCCUCGUAGUAACCCUCGAAUUUAGUGCUUGUACGGGAACAGGACAGCCCUGUUCACACACACAGCUCGUCUCCAAAUGCGUCCUGGACUGGCGAGUAUAGCGGUAGAGAUGCUGAGCGGUGCUACCUGCAGGGCCAGGCCGAGGCUCGGCAGACUCUUUUCGGCAACCCUCACCAAAACAGUGCCGCCGAUGUCAAGCGCGGGGAGCCACAGAUUUCGGUCUACGUCCUCAAUGCAGGGGUUUUCAGAGAUGGCAAGAGAGCGGUCAAAGACUGUCACGUCGUUUUACAACCAGUCCGCAAUUGACGUUUCCGCAGAAAAGGCCUCAGUGCGACUGACCUUGGCAACCCUGUUGUAUUCUGGGAAGUCUCCCGAUGGACACCACAUCUUGAGCAGUGCCAAGUACCUACACAAGGAGCUGCCCGUACGAAUCGCCCAUCGCAUCAAGGGCUUCCGUAGUUUGCCCUUCAUCAUUGGUUGCAACCCCACCAUUCUGCAAGUGCAUGAACUGUAUAUCAGAGCCUACCACAUGCUCAUCGACUUUCCCCCGAUCAAGGAUCAGGAAAUGGAGGGUCGUUUCUGUAAGCUGGUGCAGCAGCUGCUGGACGACCACAAAGAUGUGGUCACCAUGCUGGCCCAGGGCUUCAGGGAGUGUCGCAGACAUGUCCAGGAUGAGAUGAUCCUCCGCAACUUCCUGGAUACAACACUGUGCUCCCGUCUGGGAAUCCGAAUGUUGGCCACACACCAUCUCGCCCUCCAUGAAGACAAUCCCGAUUUUGUUGGGAUGAUAUGCAGACGUCUCUCCCCCAAAAAAAUCAUAGAGAAGUGGGUGGACUUUGCCAGGCGUCUGUGUGAGCACCAGUACGGUAACUCGCCCAGAGUGAGGAUCAACGGACACGUAGCAGCUCGCUUCCCCUUCAUCCCACUGCCUCUGGAUUACAUCCUGCCCGAGCUCCUCAAGAAUGCCAUGAGGGCCACCAUGGAAAGUCAUCUGGACACCCCAUACAAUGUGCCCGAUGUGGUCGUCACCAUUGCCAAUAACGACAUUGAUUUUGUCAUCAGGAUCUCGGACCGCGGUGGUGGUAUCCCUCACAAUAUUAUAGACAAGGUGAUGGACUACCACUUCAGCACUGCUGAGGAGAGUGCACAGGACCCACGCAUGAGCAACCUCUUCAACAACAUUACCAACAGUGGAAACCAGUCCAGCCCUAUGCAUGGAUUUGGCUUCGGCUUGCCCACGUCCAGGGCCUACGCUGAGUACCUGGGCGGCUCUCUGUCUGUACAGUCUAUGCAGGGCAUCGGCACUGACGUCUACCUGCGUCUGCGCCACAUUGAUGGCAAAGGAGAGAGCUUCCGAGUGUAAAGCUCCCCCAUUGGUCAUCUUUGUAGAUCCCAACCUAGGAAUCGGGCCAUGCAGGAGCAGAGAGGGGUUUUCAUCAGGAAAGGCUGGCAUGGACUACAGGACUUCGGUCCUCAAGAUGAUGGCCUACACAGUAUGUUGUCAGAAAGCUCCUAAAUUCACCAACCCACCACUACUUGUUCCCUUUUUGGUUUGCCUUAGACCGAUUAUAAGCUAUGUUAGCUCUCAAAUUGAUGAUGAUGAUGAUGUUUGUUGUUUUCCUUUGUGUUUUGUACCCUGUGGCAUGUUGUCUUGAAGUUUUAAGGGACUUUUGAAUGUGUUUAGGUUAUCGGGACAAACUGUGCAUGACAGUGGACAUGGAUGUUUAUGUGGAAGGAAGGGAAGGAAGGAAAAAAGAGCUUCAGUUUUAAAGAAGUUCACUUUGAAGUUACCUGUCACAUAGCUGCAAAAUAGGAACAGACGUUUUGAUGAUUAAAGAGACACUCCAGCAACCCUGUCAACAUCUACUCAAAGUGCACAAAGCUGCUGACCUAUUCCAUGAUGAUCAGUACAUCCAUAGUUUGAAUAACCAGAUCCUUUCAGUGUGUUAUCAGCUGUUUGUAUCAGAAUCUAAGGUCUACAAAGGUAAACGGCUUGUAUUGGUUGGAGAAGUAUUAGAGCAACCCAUAGCGAUAGAAACCAAGCCUUCAGUUCAGCUCUGGCUGAUGAAUGCCGAUGAAACUGCCAAAACACCGAAAGCUCAUUAACAGAUUUCUGUCUUGUUCCGUUUUGAGAACACAUGCUGUUCAGCAGUAUUUUUUUCUUUUUAAUUUUUGUGGAGCUUUCAGGCAGGGAAGCCAACCGAGAUGUUCAGUUGCCUUACUGUGCGACACUAGUGCUUCAACUGCAUGCUACUUGUACUUUUUUUUUGUUGCCUUUAUCAGUUCACACAGAUGCACACAUCAGUCCGUUUCAUUAGUUUGAUGUCAGAUGUUUUGCACAAUGAUUAGUAUUUCCGUUUGUUAUGCUCAGCACUUGCACCAAUCAUAGCAGUUUUUGACUUUAUUAAAACUUUCAGAGUAACAAUAUAUCAGCGAAGUAAUGUCAAAUGUCUUCUUUUUUCUGUUUCAUCUGACUUUAGAAUUAUGUUUUUUUGAAUGCGUGACAGUUGUUUUUCUGAUAAUCUUUUGUUUUUUUUGUAUAUGCUUACAUUUCAUGGCGCAUAUGGAAGUUCAGAUUGGCUGAGGUUGCUAGUCUUUUAUUUGUUCUUUUUUUUUGGGGGGGGGGGGUUUAGAAAUUUGCCCCAAUAGAUGAUCACCUCAAGCACUCCUCAUAUUGUGUUGAACAUUCCCCAGUGAGCAUCAGUUGUCAUCCUGAAUGCCACACUUAUCUGUUGGGAGCAUUUGUUAUUAUAUUAGCUUAUACUGUUAUCUUUUUAGCAGCGAGGGCAUUUACAGUCUGGAGCUAUAAUUAGCAAGAUGGGAAAUAUAUGAACUUUGUAAAGUAAACCAUCAGAAGUUUGCAUUCAAAGCAGUUUUAAGCAUCUUCUCUUUUUUGGCUCUGAGAGAUUGGUUAUAUUAUUUGGCCAAGAACAACAUUUUAUUCUAAAGCUGUAUCCUAAACGCUUUAGACUCACAUACAUUGUAUAGUCUAUCUACUAAAUGAGACUGGUUUUUUUCUUGUCUUAGAAAACCUAUAGAUAAUAAGAUUCUGAAAUGUUUUAUAUCUUACAAAUAAAGUAACUAGCUCACUUGGAACAAAAUGUCUCCCGAAGCUAUUUUUCUUUUUCUUUUUUCAGAGUUUACAUACACAUGUUCCUUGAGUAAAAAUUGGAUUUUAGCUUGUGAGACAUUGUGAACACAUAAGUGAACCAGUUACUUUAGCAGUUGUAAGAUAUUUAAACAUAAUCUGUUUUGAUUUGUGAAAGGCUCAUAUUUAUUUUGACACUUUGUGAAACAAAAAUAAUUGCAUAUAAUUCACAGUAGAUGAUGACAUUGACAGAGAACAGCCUGUAUUAUGUGUACCUGUAUCCCUGCUGAAGCCCUGUAUAUGAAUUAAUGUGUUAAUUGUGGCUUUGAAGGUCUUGAAGAUGUAGCAUAAAGUAUAUAGCUUAUGCAUGUAAUGCAGCGGGGGGAGUUGCACCACAUAACCUCCAGAUGCUGGUAAACAAUGGUUUAAGGUGUGUGGCCCUUUUGAGACACAUUAGCAGGUAACCAGCAUCAUUCUGAGAUUGUGUUCUGUCACAAAAUGUUGCUGGUGAAAUGUUGAAGGUGGCUUGUAAAUUAUGGCCUUAUAAGCCAGGCUGUGGCUUUUGUGAAGCAUGUCUGCCCUCUGCUGGCCUAAAAAGAAAAGUGCAGGCAGACAAAAUAUUGGUCUUGUGGGGGGGGGGUAUUAAGUGCAUCAAUUCAGUUUUUGAAGGGGAACUACAGCGGAGUUUCUGAAUUUCUACUUACCAGGUUUCUGAUUUUGUAAUUUUUUGCAGAUAGAAAUGAGGAUCAACACACAAAAAAUAAAAAUAAUGUCAACAUCAUCUCCAAUACAAAGCUGAAUAUUGGAGUCAUGUUACUGUGUGUUUUGUCUUUUAGAGUGAAAUUAGCUCUCCCAUGUUUUCUGUUGUCUGUCUGUAAACAUUAAAUUUUACUUGGUUGGAA